Ananas comosus (pineapple) is the source of this 1508-nucleotide messenger RNA. RefSeq names its product probable protein phosphatase 2C 59. The record is from RefSeq and is a predicted model, not a curated record. The coding region runs from base 484 to 1215 and encodes 243 amino acids. The transcript has 8 exons. Gene Ontology annotation, molecular function: protein serine/threonine phosphatase activity; cation binding. Gene Ontology annotation, cellular component: cytosol; nucleus. NCBI's taxonomy places the organism in Eukaryota, Viridiplantae, Streptophyta, Magnoliopsida, Poales, Bromeliaceae. Gene Ontology annotation, biological process: protein dephosphorylation.
AUGCGCUUUUUUUUUGUGCUUUUGUUAAUUACAGUGAGAUUGAAUGUGUGUGUGGAUUGAUUUCUGUGAUUGUUUUCGUUGGUUAGCUUCCGAAGUCGUCUUUCGUAAGAAAAUUAAGAAGAAAAAAAAAAUUAUUACUAACUUUUCACCUUUUGUUGCCAAUAAAUACCGGUAGAUGUAGAGUUUUGCUAAUAAUCCACAAUAAUUUAGGCAAUCCCUAGGCAUCUUCCGUCAAUUAGAACUUGUGGGAAAGUUUGAAAAUGUAAACGAAAAUGUUAGCUUGUCAAUUGAGACCUUUAGUUCGUGCAAUGGAUUUGAAUCACUGACCUUCGGUUCGUGAAUGAAUUUGAAUCACUGUUCCUGCUGUAAGGAUAUAUUCUGAAUGUCCACAUCCUCCGCCCUUUCGCACCAACAAACAACAAAAAAAGUGAGAAUGGAAAGUUUAAUUAUGGAUAUGCAAGCUCUCCGGGAAAAAGAGCUUCAAUGGAGGAUUUCUAUGAGGCAAGAAUUGAUGGUGUUGAUGGGGAGCUUGUCGGUCUGUUUGGAGUUUUUGAUGGUCACGGUGGUGCUCGAGCAGCAGAAUAUGUUAAACAGAACCUAUUCAGCAAUUUAAUCAGGCAUCCAAAGUUCAUUAGUGAUACCAAGUUGGCUAUAGCCGAAGCAUACAAUCUUACAGACACUGAAUUUCUGAACACUGAGAAUAGUCAGAAUAGAGAUGCUGGCUCAACUGCUUCAACUGCUAUUCUAGUUGGCGACCGUCUGCUAGUUGCUAAUGUUGGGGACUCUAGGGUCGUAAUUUGUAGAGCAGGAAAAGCCAUUGCAGUUUCACGGGAUCACAAGCCCGACCAAACAGAUGAGAGACAGCGGAUUGAAGAUGCUGGAGGUUUUGUGAUGUGGGCUGGAACAUGGCGUGUAGGUGGUGUUCUUGCUGUUUCCCGUGCAUUUGGUGAUAGGCUGUUGAAGCAAUAUGUUGUUGCUGAUCCAGAAAUUCAGGAAGAAAAGAUUGAUGGCUCUCUCGAGUUUCUGAUCCUUGCAAGCGAUGGACUGUGGGACGUUGUCUCAAACGAGGAAGCUGUUGCUAUGAUCAAGAGCAUCGAGGAUCCCGAGCAGGCUGCAAAGAGACUCCUGCAGGAAGCUUAUCAAAGAGGAAGUGCUGACAAUAUAACUUGCGUCGUCGUCCGUAUCUUAUCUGGCCAGGGUAACAAAUCGAAGUAGAUAAAUAUGUUAAUGUAGUUUGUUCUCUGUAUCUACAGUUAACAUUUCACCGCCAAAUAACGAAAGCUGCUCCUGCAUUCUAGGAGGCAUGGAUUAUUAGUGUUCAUUCAUGGGCUUUUAUGUUCAUCCUUUUUUUUUUUUCUUUUUUCCACUGUUAGAAGAAAAUAGCACUUGAUAGAGUGCACUAUCAAGUGUUAGCUGACCUACUAUGUCAUGCAUAGAAAUGUAAUGACUACUAGUUGUUCUUGUUGUAGAUGCUUGAAUGUUUUCGUAAAUCUACCGUGUCGUUGUAA